Lachancea mirantina is the source of this 924-nucleotide messenger RNA. The record is from the annotation of a GenBank genome assembly. Lineage: Eukaryota; Fungi; Ascomycota; Saccharomycetes; Saccharomycetales; Saccharomycetaceae.
AUGGAAAGCAAACGACUGAGAAACGAAGUGACUGCGGGACUCACCUCUGGGUUACUCACCACGGUGGUAACACAUCCUUUGGAUUUGGUGAAACUCCGGCUCCAGUUAUUGGCUACGUCGAAUCCGUCGCAAGGCUACGACUACAUUAUUCGUGGAAUUUUAAAAGAUUCUACUGGCAUAAAGAGCCUAAUACCGGAGCUUUAUAGGGGUUUGGGCGUGAAUAUACUGGGAAAUGCAACUGCGUGGGGGUUGUACUUUGGUUUGUAUCGUUACUCAAAGGACGCUGUGUUCAGUAUUUGGACAGGCCACCGACGAAAUGAAAUUUCGAGCAAUUUCGAAGUGGAUCGUCAAAUGGGUCCAUUUCUAUACCUUUUCUCGGCGACUUUGAGCGGCUUGACCACUGCAGUCCUUACAAAUCCAAUCUGGGUUGUUAAGACAAGAAUAAUGUCUACAAACGCACGCGCUGAACAAAGUUAUCGCUCGACGUGGGAUGGAAUACGUCAGUUAUACACUUCUGAAGGACUAAGUGGAUUUUGGAGAGGUUUAGGACCAAGUCUUUUAGGAGUAGCACAAGGUGCUCUUUAUUUUACGCUCUAUGACAGCUUGAAGAAGCAUUAUUUUGCAGCGACAGGUGUAAAGCGAGAUACACAACUUUCCAAUUUCGAGAAUAUAUUCAUGACUUCUAUCAGUAAAAUGAUAUCUGUUUCGGCAGUAUAUCCGUUUCAACUUUUAAAAUCCAAUUUACAAAGCUUCGAGGCUCAAUUGCAUCAAAAUUCUUUCCAAGCGACUACGCUUGUGAAAUCUAUAUAUGCGGCAAAGGGGCUUAAAGGACUAUACAAGGGUCUGAGUGCUAAUCUGAUUCGAGCAGUACCGUCUACAUGCAUCACCUUCUGCGUUUACGAAAAUAUGCGACACUGGCUAUAA